This is a messenger RNA of Phytophthora infestans T30-4, 797 nucleotides long. RefSeq lists its product as uncharacterized. The transcript has 2 exons. NCBI's taxonomy places the organism in Eukaryota, Oomycota, Peronosporomycetes, Peronosporales, Peronosporaceae. Bases 122 to 571 code for a protein of 149 amino acids. The record is from RefSeq and is a predicted model, not a curated record.
GAAAACAAAACUCACGAGCAAGCAAAGUUUUUUAUCCUUUUGCACCUAAACAGAGCGAGAUUCAUUACCACAGAGCAAAUUUAGUCAGCAGCAUCUCAUCGUCCCAGCGCGUAUAUUAAUCAUGUCAGACGUCAUUGUGCCGUCCUUCUUCCCGACGCCGACCGAGAUCGCCGGUGGCAUCCGCUGGGUCAAGCAUCAUCCCGUCGUGGCCACAGCCGCAGCCGCAGCAGCCGCAGCCGUGAGUGUGAUCACGUACUUGAAAGCAGUCGCUGCCGACGACGAGCGGGACCUAAAAUUAGCAGUCCUGAGCCCACACAAGGGCGACGAGUCCGACGACCUUUGCAGCAGUACAGAGAGCGACGCGUCCACUCCGUCAAGAGGCCGCACAUUGAGUCCGCGUGAUCUCAGUUUCGGAGACUUAGAUGCCGAAGUGGAGAACGAGGUGGAAAUUGACACAGCAGUGGAGAAUAGUGAGCUAGAUGCAGCUUUACAGGAGGCGGAUGGAGAGACCGUGUCGCCACAGUGGGGAUGGUAUGUCUCCACGACGCCACCAGAAGACUAUUACCAGUGACCAAAUAUUACUCCAUCAUCAAGUGCCGUUUAAUUUUGAAACCAAGACAGCGUUGCGACGGACUCCCCUCUCUACGGCAAAUCCAAGAACUGCUAUACUCUUAGACAGCUACUGCGUUUGCCAGACCGAGAAGGAAUUUCUCUCUUCUCGGGGCGCGUGGCUGACGCUUUUCAACCAAAGCCACGCGAAAUCCUGUUUUGUGUCCUAAAUAUAUGGAGACUUCGCA